UGCAAGACGGUUAAACGCUUUCAAAGCGCGUUCUGUGUCAAAUUUUUGUGUGGAAGGAAGAAGAGGAAGUGAAAAAAAAAAAAUUUUAUGAAUUGUGAAAGUGAAAAAAGUGCACAGCACUACUAUUACUAUGGACACCCCCACACAUAUACAUAUUUCUGCAUUAGUGGUCGGAAGCAUAGCAGCGCAUUGAAGGAUGUCUUAGAUGAAGCAUAACUACCAUUGUGGCUGCUGUGAAUUUGUGUAAGCGUCAAAAGCAAGCUCUUAACCAAACACUGUGAUCAUCAAGCAUUUUCAACUCGUCAGCAUCAGAUGAGCGGAAGCAAAGUAGUGACACUCAACCACAAUGGAUGGCGAACCGAUGUCAUUCACCAGUCUGGCGCUGAUUUUACUAUUGUUAAUAGCAAUUGUAAUGUUUGCCUGCCAUUGUUUGGGACCACACGCCAACACAUGGAUGCGAUCCAAUAAGGAAGAAAAGAUAGGACUAUCGAAAAAUAAACUUUUUCAUGCCAAUGGUUAUAUGAUCCAUUCUGGCUCAGAAUUUUUACUCAGCAACAGCGGCAGUUUUAAGCGUUUUGAUACUAUCGAUAAGGAUGACUACCGGCAGUCGGGUCAACAGCCCACCCAUCAUGCAACUACACCGCUUUGGAAUCUAGCUGGCGAGGGAGAAGUUGAUUCCAACAUACCACCACAACCGUUAAGACCAGCGCCAGCACCCGGCACACAGACGCCCGCCAGUGCUGGUCACAUAAAAACAGUCACUUUUUCAUUUGAACAAAUCAAUGAGACCACCACACCCAUGAACAAUGGUGGCGGACACCGAUUUCUGGAACAAGUAAACUCGAAUAGUCACGCCAGUAACAGUGAUAACGCGUCGAUGGUUUCUUGCAUGCGUUCUUCUAUGAAGACCACAAAUGCGCCAAUACCAAAACCAAUUGAAGCGCCACCACCGCCACGACUGUCUGCUGCCCCAUCGUCGGCCUUGAGCGCUACCGCCAUACCACGCCCGGUGGCUAAGCGGCAUGUGUCAUUGCAAAAUGUUGGCAAUGAUGCAGCUGCUACAGGUGGUCAUGUGGAUACAAUCAAAACUACAACAACAAUACAGGAAACUGAAGCUUUACCCACAACAACGACAACAGCUGCAACGACUGCGGAUGGCGAGCGUAGUCAUUUGAAGGCGUUGAAGCGUCGUAAUUCCAGCACAAAUCCCUUUCUUUGCGAAUCCGCGGAUAGCUUACCGGAAUCCAACACUGCCUUAUCAACACAGCAAACAUCAGAGCAACAACAACAACAACAACAACAGUUUAAUACACUUACAAAUAAGCAAAAUAAUUCUAACUACACCAAAAGUAAUUUUAACGGGCAUAAGUGCAAUGGCGCCGCAAUCGACGAACCAACUGUACCAGCAGGCGCUACAACUACAAAUGACAGUGCCAUAAAUGGCCGCUGUAAUCCUUUCUACAGCGAGUUGACCAAUGCGCCUGAUGCGUUAACAGCGAACUCCAACAACACUGCACCAACUUCACUAAGCGCAAAAUCACUACAACAACAAUUCCAAGAAUUCCGCAAUCGUUCGUUUUCCACCACGGAAGCAACCGAAGACUCCGACCUAAGUUCGCUCUCAAGUGGAUUACGUCGAUUAACACAAAACUCAACAAACCCCUUCACCGGCUUGUCGCAACGCGUACAAAAGGGGCCACAUAUGCUACAGAAAACCAUCUCGGAAGACUUCCUCUUCCGCAAACUGGGCGUAAAUCCAGCCGGUGCACAGGCAGCAAAUUGCACGUCAGGUUUGAGUGGCAACGGCAAUGGCAGCAGCAGCAUUAGUGGUAGUGGUAGUGGCAGUGGCAACACCACCUGGACCUUUGGCCGUUCAUUGCUGCGCCAAGAUUCUCUAAUGAGCCUUGGCCGACGCAACAGUUCACAAUGUUCGCUCGACUCGACGGCGUGCGGUUCGCUGGAGGGCAUCAACUUGGAGCGUGCCAUCUCGUGUGACUCGGUGAACUCGGACACCUCGUCAGUAUUUGUGGGCGAAUUGGAUCAGCCAUAUACACAGAUAACGGGAUACCUGUGUGUCGGAUUGCAAUAUGAUAAAAAUUUCAUCACCGACGAGGGCAUGGAGCUCAGCGUUAUGGUGCUGGAGGCAAAGGGGCUAAUUUGUCCUUUUAACGUCGAGUCGUUAGACACUUUUGUGCGCAUUUAUCUUGUGCCAGACGAGGCGGCAGCAAUGCAGACGAAGGUAUUCAAAGAUUCUGUCACGCCUAGCUAUAAUGAAACCUUCAACUUUUGGCUAAAAAAGCAGCAUGGACGACACUCGCUUUGGUUCCAUUUAUAUCACAACGGCGAUGCGCACACGUUGAUCGGUGAAGCAGAAAUGGAAAUCGGUGAAAUGCCACGCUCUGUCACCACAUGGAUACCACUAACCGAUUCACGCAAAUGUAAUGCACAGUGGGGCGAAUUAAUGUUCUCUCUAAGCUAUUUGCCCACAGCCGAACGCCUUACAAUUGUUAUAGUGAAAGCGCGAAAUUUAAAAAUGGAAAUAAAAGAAAGUGGUAAAAACGGCGCACCACAGGAGGUACAAAGCGUUUUCGUCAAGGUCUACUUGAUGAACAACGAGAAGAAAGUGCUUAAGAAACGCACCUCACUCAAACGUCGCGAUCGCUGCCCCAUCUUUAAUGAAUCGAUGAUAUUCAGUGUGCCACCGCCAAGCCUUACCACCGUACAGCUGCGUCUCACCGUUUUUGGUGUAACCGAUGCUGAGGAUGGCGCACCGCGUAUUGCGCCCAUUGGACAUGUGAUAGCCGGUGCCUGUGCCACGGGCAAGGGAUUGCGCCAUUGGCAUCAAAUGCUCUCCUCGCUACGCAAACCGGUGGCAAUGUGGCAUGUGCUGCGACGCGCCUCCUAUCAGCCGAUAUUUACCGGCGGCGCUGAGGCAGUUGUAGCCGCUAUGCAGAGCACCGCCUUACGUGCCAAGCGUAACAGUAUUAUUUAAAUGUUGUUAUUAAUACAAGCAACGUUUUCCCACCAUCAACUCACCAUUACUGGAGCGUAUCCGUAAGAGACGCGCCUUUGCCGAUCCUGAGCU
Molecule: messenger RNA, 3085 nt
Organism: Rhagoletis pomonella (apple maggot)
Lineage: Eukaryota; Metazoa; Arthropoda; Insecta; Diptera; Tephritidae
Biological process (GO): calcium-ion regulated exocytosis; regulation of dopamine secretion; cellular response to calcium ion
Molecular function (GO): calcium ion binding; calcium-dependent phospholipid binding; SNARE binding
Source: RefSeq, a predicted model, not a curated record